This is a messenger RNA of Cucumis melo (muskmelon), 1091 nucleotides long. RefSeq lists its product as uncharacterized. Lineage: Eukaryota; Viridiplantae; Streptophyta; Magnoliopsida; Cucurbitales; Cucurbitaceae. The record is from RefSeq and is a predicted model, not a curated record. The transcript has 4 exons. Bases 27 to 881 code for a protein of 284 amino acids.
UGUUUUAACAUAUUUUUAAAAGAGCUAUGUGUCCACUGUCCACUGUCAACGCGUCUCCGCAAAAGCCAGAGAGUCCGAGACACUUCCAGAGACCAUUAGGAAACAAAUUCCGCAACACAUUCAAUCGUCAUCGCUAUACAAAACAAUAUGAUAAUACCAAUUUGGAGCUUCAGAUUGCGAUGGAGAAGACACUUCAAAAACUCACAACAAUCCAUUUAUUUUGCCCUUCACUUUCCACCUUUGCUCCAUUCCUAGCUUCCCGCGACCAUUACAUCGAUAUCGGCUCCAUAGCCGCCAUUUUUGGCCUCGACCCUUCAUCGCUGAAACUCAAUGGUCGCUUCCUCAGCCGCGGCCGCGAUCUCAUCUCCUCUGUUACUUGGAACUCUCUUCUCUCUUUCUUCUCUACUAAACGCCUCCCAAUUGGGAGCUCCCAUAAUGAUGCUCUUCUCGUUGAUGGAAAGCUCUCUAAAAUUGGCGCCAAGAGAGUUCAUGGUUCUCAGGAAUUUGUAAGUGGAGAUCGUUAUGAGGCUGAUGAAGAACAUGAUGAUGUUAAUGCUGGAAGGAUAAAACCAGAAAGCAACUUGGUCAAGAACAAAAAGAUGAAGUUUAUGGACUUUGGAACCAAACAUAUGGAUUCUCCAUCAUCCAAAUUUAGUCCAAAUGGUUGUAAAAGAAAGCAACAAACGGAAGAAGUUAUCUUACUCAAGAAACUGAAGUUAAACGAAACCAAAUCAGGUUUUGAUGAAUUAUCGGAUGGAGGAGUGAGCGACACAGCCAAUGUUGCCCAACGGACGGCGUAUUCGUGUAGCGUCAACAGUAAUAUGAAAAGGAUGAGAGAAGAAGAAACACUUGUUUCUGCUUUAUGCAAGAGAAGUAGAUGAGCACAUGGUUUCCCCAAGCCAGUCCACCCUAUUUCGUAACUUCUUCUUCGUUGAGGUUUGUAAAUAUGAACAUGGUUACUGUGUUCUACGGUGAUUCUCAAUAUGUAAAUCUACUGGUUGGUAUAGAAUUGUAGUUUUGUACUUUUGUUCAAAAAUCUUAGGUCUCAUUACCCCCAUUAAAACUUCAUAUGAAAAGUUGACCUUAUUUGA